GGGAAAAUACUGCCAGUUUGUCGCCGGCCCAUCAUCCAUACCCAUCAUCUCGGGAUCGUCUCCCGGGAGAAACAGCACCGCAACUCUUUUCCAUUCUUUCGCGGUUCCUUCGUCCGUACAUCAAUGGACCUCCCCCGCUCCCCCGUCCGCUUCACUGAAAUUGCCUUCUCGAGUAAUUCUGCUUCUUCUCCCCGUUGCUCCUUCUUCAGCUCAAAAUUCCAGGCUUCACGGCGAUUCUUAUGAUUCCGUUCAUGUGAAGUUCAUCUCAAAAUCCUCGAGCUCUUGUUUGCGACGUUUGGUUGCUGGGAAAACUGAAUCGAGUAACUCCAUCGUGGUUUCUUAGUUCAGAAAUUGCUAGCUCUCUGUGAUUUUAUGCUGGACUGAAGAAUUUUAGUUAGGCGAAUUAGUGGAGGGAGGGGGGAAAAUGGGGUUUGAAGAGUUCGAAUCCAUUUUCGGCGAACCGAGAGCAGAAUGGGGCAAGAGCUCCGACCUCGGCCGUUCCGCUCCCCUCCGGAGAUUCUUGAUGCAUGUGUUUGCUCCAGACUACUAUCACCUUAAGAUUCAAGCAAGCGAUUACAACUCCAACACUUUUGAAGCGAAUAAGUCCAUUUCCCAGCUGGAAGACUUGCAAGAUAGCAUCGGAAUUGGUGGCUCAUGGUCUGAGUUUGUGGACUACUUUGUAUCUUCACUUAAAUCUGAAGAUAUCAAGCUUGUGCUGGAGAAGCAAUCGGGUGGUUAUGGUGAUGCAUCUGCAAGAUUGGUUUCUCAGAAAACAAAAGGAAUGCCUUUGAUCUCCAUUUCUCUCAGGAGGGUUUUAGACGGUGAUGCAAAUGAUGUCAUGGCAGAUAUCUCUUUUGGGCUCUUCAAGGCACUCAAGCGUUCACCAAAGAUGAUGGUACAAGGGGAAGGGUAUUCUUCGCAGUUGAUGAAAGGAGCAGCAACAGAUGAGCAAAACAACCAAAUCCAGAGUCAAUUGGAGAAGAGGCAGAAACUGGGAAAUAUGGAUGCUUUCAACAAAGGUGUUUCCAGCAAUGGGUCACAUAAUUUGCCUGACAAGGAACCAGCUCGAGCGACUGGAACACCAAAGAAAGCCAUCAAUCGUGUCGUGCCAGCACAUCGCAGGACAAGAGUAAGGGGUGCUCGUAUAGGCGAUGCUGAAGAUGAUGACGCAGAAAUUUGAAAUAGCAACCAGAGGAUUAAAAGAGUAAUAACUCCUAACUAAACUGUAUCAGACAGCUGCAGGUUUUGAAUGUUAGUUUUUGUACAAAAGAAAUUCUUGGAUUGCAGGCAAUAUAAAUUGUAGGCUUCCGUUGUCUCUAUUUAAUCCAAAUUGUACUUUUCCUAUCUUUUCAUUGUUGGAAUAUCUAUCCUGUUGCCUAGAACUACUCGGAUUCUCCCGUCCCUUUGGUGUCUCGUUCAAAUCAAUGGAUUCUACUUGAAGCAAUAUGAUUGGGCAUAACGAUUGCCAGUGACAAGGGUGGAGUAGGGAUGAGAAUUUUGCCGAUUUGAUCAAAAUUUUACCCACCAUCUGAACCCGACUACCGACUUAUGAGAGAAAGAAGUGAGUUGGAACGCUCAAAGGUCUCGCAACAUCCAACUUUCCGAAAGAUAACUCAAAACACUAAUACCUGAUGCACUCACCCAAAAAAUUACUCCUCAAUUGUUUACGGUAUCCAUCCCCAAACCGAUCACAACGAGAAACUCCGGUGUAGUAGGGUCGAGCGCGAGACCAGCCGCCUUCUUUUCGACAGUGAAGACACUGAAGAACAGAUCCUGCAAAACCCUAAUCGACAAACUGACCAGCCAAGUGAAAAGCAAAGAGUUUGAUGUUUGUUUCUCGGCUUAUUGUAACAGAACUAGCUUAUUACCCGGCCCGUUGGCCGGAUUACUGUAUGUUACCCACUUGUGGAAUGGGAGAGAAAGCAAGUGAGAGUGAAGGGAUUGUGAUUCCACUUGAUUAGAACCGACCCACUAAUCUGAUUCUUCCCGACCCGCCCCAACCUAAAGGGUCAGAAAGAGUCAAUAAGAAAAUACGAACAGAGAGAAUUAGUAAUAUAUCUUGACUCUUCAGAAGUGGGUCAAACAGGAUCAAUGUUGGGUGAGGGCAAUUUUUAGCGCUAAGCAGAGUUCUGGGUUGAAUAACUUUACUUAGUCCUAGAAAUUGGUGCUGAUGCUGACUGCAGUUUUUAUCAUACCAUCAUCAAUCAUCGUUGAAUUAGUCCUAGGCAUCCCUCCCCGUUGUCGGUCUGAAUUUUAAUGAUGGCUUCAUUCCUUGCACCAGCCAUAUCGGCGAGUUGUCAUCUCGAGCAUGAUUUGCCUAUGUACAAAUGAUACAAUUAGAGUAUGAAACUGAUAUCAAAGAAAAGGAAAAGAGAAUUCUAUCACAUGCCAAUAAAUACACACAUAAUAGUUGAAGCUAAGUGAAAGUCAUUACUCGCACAUCAAUUCUCAAAAAUUACAGACUAAACAAUGGCUAGAAUGGCAUUGAAACUACCAAAAAUCAUGGACGAAACAACUUGUCAAAUUAAAUAAUCCUUAUACUGAAACUACCUUCUAACUUGAAAUAAUACAUGAUCACAGUUCAUAGCACUCUUAUCACUAUGAAUUGGUUGCAGCUCGUCCUUAUCACUACCUCCCAAGCUCAAUUCAAACAGAAUAGACACAGUUAUGUAAG
Messenger RNA from Linum trigynum, 2674 nucleotides. The record is from the annotation of a GenBank genome assembly. Lineage: Eukaryota; Viridiplantae; Streptophyta; Magnoliopsida; Malpighiales; Linaceae.